Vicia villosa (hairy vetch) is the source of this 477-nucleotide messenger RNA. Its product is annotated as DNA-directed RNA polymerase subunit beta'-like. NCBI's taxonomy places the organism in Eukaryota, Viridiplantae, Streptophyta, Magnoliopsida, Fabales, Fabaceae. The transcript has a single exon. Gene Ontology annotation, biological process: DNA-templated transcription. The record is from RefSeq and is a predicted model, not a curated record. The coding region runs from base 1 to 477 and encodes 158 amino acids. Gene Ontology annotation, molecular function: DNA binding; DNA-directed RNA polymerase activity.
AUGGCCUACAAAAAUGAUCCAGAAUUGAUGGUUUUAUGUCUCUUACCAGUUCUUCCUCCCGAAUUGAGACCAAUUAUGAAAAUAGAUGGCGGUAAACGUAUGAUUUCGGAUAUUAAUGAACUCUAUAGAAGAGUUCUCUAUCGGAACAAUACUCUUAUUGAUCUAUUAACAACAAGUAGAUCUACACCAGAGGAAUUAGUAAUGUGUCAAGAAAAAAUGGUACAAGAAGUCGUGGAUAUACUUUUUGAUAAUGGAACCCGCGAACAACCAAUGAGGGACGGUAAUAAUAAAGUUUACAAAUCGUUUUCUGAUAUAAUUGAGGGCAAAGAGAGAAGAUUUCGAGAGACUCUUCUUAAAAAACGAAUUGAUUAUUCGGGGCGUUCUGUUAUUGUCGUAGGUCCAUCACUUUCAUUACAUCGAUGUGGAUUGCCUUGCGAAAUAGCAAUAGAGCUAUUUCAGACGUUUCUAACUUUGUGA